CAAUGCUGAUUGGUCGGACGCAGCGAAGUGACGGACUCUGAUUGGCUGUAUCGACACUUUUUUUCUCUCUAAGGCAAAGGUCAGGACGGUGGCUGUGGGGCUGCGCAGUGAGCCGUCGGUGCUUCCAAGGGACGAUAACAAUGUUGCUUCGCAAGGUGCUGCAGUCUUGCGUCCGAACCGGCCUGCGGUUCCAGGGCACCAAGGCCAGUCCGGCCAGCAGCUCUGCCAGGGCAGCCCAGGGAGGCUUCAGCUUUGAACUAACCGAUCAACAGAAGGAGUUUCAGGAGCUGGCGAAGAAGUUUGCCAGGGAGGAGAUCAUCCCUGCCGCCUCGAGUUAUGACAAGAGCGGAGAGUACCCGUUUCCACUCAUCAAGCGCGCGUGGGAGCUCGGCCUGAUGAACUGCCACAUCCCUGACUCCUGCGGCGGCAUGGGUCUCGGGGUCUUUGACUCCUGUCUGAUAACAGAGGAGCUCGCCUAUGGCUGUACGGGGAUCCAGACGGCUAUUGAGGCCAACUCCCUUGGGCAAAUGCCAGUGGUUAUUGCAGGCAAUGACAUGCAAAAGAAGAAAUACCUGGGAAGAAUGACUGAGGAGCCACUGAUGUGUGCAUACUGUGUGACUGAACCAGGGGCUGGGUCGGACGUGGCCGGAAUUAAGACUCGGGCAGAGAAGAAGGGAAAUGAGUACAUCAUCAACGGACAGAAAAUGUGGAUCACCAACGGAGGGAAGGCGAAUUGGUAUUUCGUUUUGGCACGGACAGAUGCCGAUUCCAAAAGUCCUGCCAGCAAGGCCUUCACCGGCUUCAUCGUGGACGCCGACACGCCUGGCGUUCAGCUCGGCAAGAAGGAGAUGAACAUGGGCCAGAGAUGCUCAGAUACACGCGGCAUCACAUUUGAGGAUGUGAGGGUCCCGGCUGAAAACCUUCUGGCUGGUGAAGGUGCCGGCUUUAAGAUCGCCAUGGGGGCCUUCGACAAAACUAGGCCGCCGGUGGCUGCAGGUGCUACCGGUUUGGCCCAAAGAGCGCUUGACGAGGCGACAAAAUACUCCAUGGAAAGGAAGACCUUUGGACGGUUUUUGGCAGAGCAUCAGGCCAUAGCGUUCCUGCUGGCUGAGAUGGCGAUGAAGGUGGAGCUUGCACGCAUGGCCUACCAGCGCUCGGCAUGGGAGGUAGACGAGGGCCGCAGAAACACCUUCUACGCCUCUAUUGCCAAAGCCUUUGCCGGGGACAUCGCCAACCAGGUGGCCAGCGAUGCUGUGCAGAUCUUUGGUGGAAAUGGAUUCAACAGUGAAUAUCCAGUGGAGAAGCUGAUGAGGGAUGCAAAAAUCUACCAGAUUUAUGAAGGCACAGCCCAAAUCCAGAGAUUGAUCAUAUCUCGUGAACAUCUUGCAAAGUACAAGAACUGAAGUCGACACAAACCGUCCACCUAUAAAGGCAUCUACAGCACCACCGAUUUAUGCUAGCCAGUGCCUUGGUUACGCAGAGUCUCAGAUCCUUCUUUUGUCUCUGCUUCUCUCAUGUGUUAUAAAAAAUAAUUAGGAAGAUUGCCAAAGUAUGCAUAUUUGGUACAGCUUUUAUAAUAAUCACUAUGUAAUGUGAAAUGUGGGUAUUGUUGUCUCAUGUAGACGAACUUCCUCCAUCUUCUCAGGUUACUUGCUCGGAGCUGGUCUGAGGUAUGAAUUGUAAGAUUUGCAGCGUGAAUGAGAUGGAUAUUUGCGUCUCCCUUGUAAUAAAAAAAUAAUACCGCAAAA
Molecule: messenger RNA, 1748 nt
Organism: Brienomyrus brachyistius
Lineage: Eukaryota; Metazoa; Chordata; Actinopteri; Osteoglossiformes; Mormyridae
Gene: acadm
Product: acyl-CoA dehydrogenase medium chain
Exons: 12
Coding region: 141-1403 (420 amino acids)
Biological process (GO): fatty acid beta-oxidation; medium-chain fatty acid catabolic process
Cellular component (GO): mitochondrion
Molecular function (GO): flavin adenine dinucleotide binding; medium-chain fatty acyl-CoA dehydrogenase activity
Source: RefSeq, a predicted model, not a curated record